This is a messenger RNA of Cololabis saira (Pacific saury), 1331 nucleotides long. RefSeq names its product carboxymethylenebutenolidase homolog (Pseudomonas) (gene cmbl). NCBI's taxonomy places the organism in Eukaryota, Metazoa, Chordata, Actinopteri, Beloniformes, Belonidae. The record is from RefSeq and is a predicted model, not a curated record. Bases 201 to 938 code for a protein of 245 amino acids. The transcript has 6 exons. Gene Ontology annotation, molecular function: hydrolase activity.
UAUGGCACGCAUUAUCAAUAUUAAAUCAGCCGCUAUUUGGUGAUAUAUAUGUACUUUUAAUUUGAAGGUUGCACCAGGAAUGUUUGGACUUUGUCACGUGACCCGUUUACUUUUAACCAAUCUCCUUUUAACGCCACAUUUUAGACCUAAAACACUCAGCAGAUUUCCUUUGUCACUGUUUCAGGACAAUAAACUCCAGGAUGGCAAAUGAAAACAAGCCAUGUCCCUGCGAUAUUGGUGAUCGGAUGGAGUAUGGAGGACUUGGCCAGGAGGUCCAGAUAGAGCACACAAAAGCAUAUGUAGUGAAGCCCUCCGCUGCAUCUGACAAAGCUGUUAUUGUCAUUCAUGACAUCUAUGGAUGGCAGCUCCCCAACACUAGAUACAUGGCGGAUAUGCUGGCUGCCAACGGAUACAUUGCUGUUUGCCCAGACUUCUACACUGGGAAAGAACCAUGGAGCCCAAGUCAUGACUGGUCCAAAUUUCAGGAGUGGCUCGAAGACAAAAAACCAACAAAUAUCAACAAAGAGGUGGAUGCAGUGCUGAGGUUCCUCAAGGAGCAGUGCAAAGCCAAACACUUUGGAAUAGUGGGCUUUUGCUGGGGAGGGGCUGCCACACAUUACUUGACCUUACAAAACCCAGAGUUUAAGGCUGGAGUGUCUCUUUAUGGAAUAAUUCGUGACGGCGAGGACAGAUAUGAGCUGAAGGGCCCAACACUAUUCAUCUUUGCAGAGAAUGAUCCGAUUGUUCCUUUAGAGCAGGUUGCAGUCCUCGAAGCUAAGCUGAAGGAGAAGUGCACUGUGCAAUACCAGGUGAAAAUAUUUCCUGGUCAGACUCAUGGCUUCGUCCACCGCAAGAGUGAGGACAUCAACCCUGCUGACAAACCCUUCAUCCAGGAGGCCAGAACAGACAUGCUCAACUGGCUCAACAAAUACAUGUAAAUAAGGUGGUUUAAGAAGUAGCAAAGUUUAAUAUACUGGCACAUUGAACCUGGAGAAACAAAAGUGCCUUACAUAACUGGUCAAAACUGUAUGGACCAAAGGAUUAAAAUGUGCAGUUUAGUAGGCGGUUGUGGUGGGUGGAAGCUUUAAUAAUAUUGUAAUGAAUUGGUUGACAUUCCACAGCCUUUGUUUCAUUUUGUAAUUGUGGGCAAGUGCAGCAAAUGUUUUUGAGGAAUUGUCAUUGCCUGUGAAAUGUGAAUUCAGUUUGUUCAGUAUUACUCAUUUUUACCCAGAGUGGACUGUGGAUGCAGUCAAGCAGCUGCUUUGGUAAUCUAAGACCAUAAAUCUUGAAUGACAAAAUGCAAUAAAUUUAUGUGCAACUGAAAAAUCUGA